AUGGCAGCUAUGAAGGGUAGCAACACUAGCACCAAGACAACUCGGGGCCGUCAGAAGAUUCAGAUAAAGAAACUCGAGAACGAAAGCAGUCGUCAAGUAACGUUCUCGAAGCGUCGCAAUGGUUUAUUCAAAAAGGCGAGCGAGCUUUGCGUUUUAUGCGGCGCGAACAUCGGUAUCAUUGUGUUCUCUCCGAAAGGGAAACCGUUUUGCUUCGGCUACCCGGAUAUAAAUGUGAUAUUGAAUCGUUAUUUUAGCGAAAACCUUCUCGAAGACAACGGUUCGACGACGAAUGGCGCCAUCGUUCCUUGUUUCGAUGAGUUUAACGAGGAGUGUCAAGAGACGCUGGAGAAACUAGAGGUCGAAAAGAAGCGAAUCAAAGAGAUUGAAAAAGAGAACGAAGAGAAGAAGAGAAGGGGAGAGUUUUGGUGGGAAGACCCUAUUGAUAAUAAUAUGGGGAUUGAGGAACUUGAAGCUUAUGCUAAAGCAAUGGAGGAGCUGAGGAACAAUGUGGUUAGCAGGGCUAAUGAAUUGGUGGGGGACGUAUUCACCGCAUCGGCAGCCACCAGUUAUGCCGUCCAAAACGGUGGUUUUGCCACUGGAGAGUCGAGUGGUUACGGUGAUUUCGGUCUCGAUAUCGAAGGUUUUAAUUUUGGUCAUGGUCCUGACUUAGAUUGUUAA
Molecule: messenger RNA, 678 nt
Organism: Hibiscus syriacus
Lineage: Eukaryota; Viridiplantae; Streptophyta; Magnoliopsida; Malvales; Malvaceae
Product: agamous-like MADS-box protein AGL62
Exons: 1
Coding region: 1-678 (225 amino acids)
Biological process (GO): positive regulation of transcription by RNA polymerase II
Molecular function (GO): DNA-binding transcription factor activity, RNA polymerase II-specific; protein dimerization activity; RNA polymerase II cis-regulatory region sequence-specific DNA binding
Source: RefSeq, a predicted model, not a curated record